Messenger RNA from Drosophila rhopaloa, 2402 nucleotides. RefSeq lists its product as uncharacterized. Bases 707 to 1900 code for a protein of 397 amino acids. Lineage: Eukaryota; Metazoa; Arthropoda; Insecta; Diptera; Drosophilidae. The record is from RefSeq and is a predicted model, not a curated record. The transcript is spliced from 6 exons.
CACAAACGUCGGACGGCUUUCGAACUAGUUGUACGCAGAAUUUGGAACCUAUUCGGUUGUUUAUCUUUGGAUCCGUGCCCGAACGUCGUAUUGUUUAAUUUCGGAUUCGGCAAUUAACAGAGAAAUUGCUUUUUAUGCAAAUUAGUGAUACGAAACAACCAAAAUAAUAACCAACAUAUGUCAAAUCGAAAAGGUCGCCUUUUCCCAUUGACCUUCAACUUGUCAAUUCAGACGGAUGUCACUUUUCCCAAACCGAAGCAAACAUUCAGACAGACUUUUAGCCCAUAAGUUAAUUAAAAUAGAUAUUAGAGAACGAACACAAAAAAGGUGUUAGUUUGGGUUCGUUACGUAUACGCAAUGUGGCAGGAAAAUAAAUAUGGAAAUUAAACAUCGUAUGUUAUGUGUGCGCCAAAAGUAAAUUGAUAUCCAAAGUGUUUGAAACACAAUUGCUAAAUUUGUGUGUCUACCUUCCAUAUAUACACCCGCCUUCACCCACACACAUUCGUUAGCCACGUGAAAUAUUCCUAAAAAGGUUCAUAAAAUUCCAAUAAACUAAACAAAUGUGAAACGAAAAUUGAUAUAAACCAUUUAAUGGAGGAAAAGUCAAUGAUUGUUUACUAAAUAUCAUCACAAAGUGAAAACAUUUUAUUAAAAAAGGAACGGAAGCAAUAAUUAUCAACGGAAUUUAUGGAAAUAACAUGCUACAAUGGAGUUGAUCAAGAAAUACAAACAGGGCAAGCUAACCACCAGCGAUAUACGCAACCUAAAUCACCUUGUAAUAUGCCUAAUGGUCUUCAUAGCAAUAUUCUCCAUUCUAUGGAGCAUUUCGCUGCACAUGAUAUCCGGGGAUCUGUACGAGGGAAUUGUCAGUGCCAAACUCAUCUUCAAAGAGCGCAACUUGGAACAAAUGGAUGAGCACAGCAGGCAGAUCCUUCAUAGGGAUUUUAAAACAGCCACCCAGUAUGCCUAUGGUCAGAAGUAUUCCGUGGUAGAUGUCCAGGAUGUCACUCCCGAAUCGCGUCAGAGCGAGAGCCAAAACACAAAGCCAAUCUUCAAGAUACCCCAUAUCUAUGAUUCUAUCGAGAACCGACCUAAAUUGGAGCGUCUCAUCGCUGAAAAGAAGGAGGAGAAAAUCACGACUACGACGGCUUCGCCACCAAAAAUAACGUUUAAUGCUGAUGCAGAUCGUCAGUUCUUAAGCAUAAUGUCCGUCGAUCCUCAUGCUACAUAUUGGAAUCGUGGAAUUAGUGCUCAGUUUGUCUACGCAUUUCCUCUCAUAUCAGAGAUAGUAGCCAUCAUCUGGACAGCCAUGUGUCUAAUUUUUCAGACCGGCAGCAAAAAGAGUUCAGUUCUGCCAAAACCCUGGCGUAUUGUGGUGCCCUCCAUCAUCAUCUUUUCGGUCAUGAGUUUGGGGAGCGUGAUCUACACUAUCCUAACUAAUGGUCAUCUAAAGAGAUUGUGUGGCCAAUUGAGAGAGAAUCUCACAGAUCCAUCGGCCAUCAGUUGUGGAGACGCCAUUGCGCUUCUACGUCCCGUAGUCCACGACCACAGUGUGUCCCACGAUACUUAUCUGGAGCUCUUCCGCUGCAGUUACGUGAUCGGAAUGGUGUUGUGGGUCGUGGCUCUGCUGGUCAUGGUGCUGCGAUUUGUCUUCGCCGUGGACUUUCAGCUGGUGGACAUCGAUGAGAUGUUCGAUAAUGGCCGGUUUGGUGUUCCCCAAGCUCAGAUUCAGCCAGUCUAUAGGGAGGUGGUGCAGCAGAGCAGUCCGCAGCACCAGACGCAGGUGCGUCCCAGAUCAGAGGAUGACUAUCAGAGCGCCAGGUCGCGACUCAGCGAUAUUGCAGUGCCACUUCUGGAGGUGCAGAGUCAGUCCCAGAUUCCGCCUUCGAACUUGGCCUAAUCCCACGGCUGGCCAAUGGAUCAGCCAACUCAGGUUUAUUUUUGUACGAUGUGUUACUGUUUAGUGUAUAAGAACUAUUACCUUAACUAACCGUAUCUUAGUUUAAAUUUUUAGCGUUCUCCGAAGUUGGAGAGGGCUUUAUGAACCGAUAUUUAAUUGAUAUUUUUCACUGUCCUAGUUUAGUGAACUCGUGCCUCGAAAUCAAAUGUGCAAAUGUGGCUUAACCAAGGGUUAAAGAACUACUAAGUUAAAAUUUAAAGAGUUGACCUAAUUGAAUUUAUGAAAAAACAUUUGCAUACUCUUCGGCUUAUUAAAAAUAUAUAAAAAACCUUCAGAAUUCAUAUUUUCUGAAGUUUUGAUCCUGCCCAGCUGGUUAAGCGACAUUUUUCAGUCGAUUCCUUCGACUAUAAGCUCUGGUAAUUUUAACCCAAGAGUUUUAUUUAAAAUGCAAUAAUCUAACAAUUCACAAAACCGAUUAAAAUAAAAAUAUUGUGUAUACGAA